AUAGGAUCAGAAGAAGAUACCUUAUAUUAGACACACCGUAUGUAACUCUAGUAGUCUAUUCAGUUGCUAGCUAGCUAGCUUCUCACGAGGUUUGACAAUAGUGCUAAUGAGCCGUCGUGGGGGAGGAAAUCGUAUCGUUUUUUUUUUUUUUUUUGUCUAGAUCGAGUGGCCUGACCAGCUGAUCCAUGGAAGCUGCCAUGGAAAGAAUCGUGUACGACGUAGUAGAAGGAGACUACGGUGAAUUCAUCAAGGUGCUCCGCAGGGUGCUCGCCGAGUACGAACCCGCCGGCGACCGGCAGAGCGUGCUGGACUACCAGCACGCGCCCCACCCCGUGCUGCCACGGCAACGCAGCCCUCGCCGCCCGGCGCGGUGGAUCCUCAUCACCCUGCGGGUCCGCGACGAGGGCCACGAGACCACGCUGGCGGUCCGCGACGACAACGUCUACCUCAUCGGCUUCAGUAACCGGCGGGGGAAGUGGUUCGAAUUCGGCUUCGGCGGCGGCGACGGCGGCUGCAGGAGCGCGCAGGUGCUCCCGGCGGAUUGGAGCUCCACCUUCCUGGAGUGCGACGUCGGCUACGGGGGCAUGAUGGUCGGCGGCGCCAUGAGGCUGGUGGGUCUGGGGCUCGGCAUGUGCUUCGCCAGAGACGCCGUGCGCCGGCUCUCGUCCUACGAGCAGGAACCAGGCGUCCAAGUGGACGACCGGACCAAGCGGCACCUGGCGCGGCUCAUCGUCAUGGUCUGCGAGGCUGCCAGGAUGAUCCCGCACUGCGAGACGGUGCUCGACGACUGGGACCGCAGCUCGGCCGCCAUCACCGAGCGGCAGGUGCACUUGCUGUGGAACUGGGGGCGCAUGUCGCACGCCGUGCUGAUCUGGGACUGGUGGAGCAGGCACGGGAGCUGGAACGGGAUACCUCCGCCGUGGCCCCCUGAGCUGCUAGCUCCGCAAGUUGAUGUCAGGAACGUGGGACAGGCGCUGCAGAUAGUGCAGCUGCUGCUUAACUGGUCGGAGGCGGGGCCGACGGCACUACCGUCGUGGCAGCCGCCGCCACCACCUCAGGAAACGGCGGGAGAGGGUGACGACAGCAGCGACAACUUGGGGCGCUACUGGAACGGCGGUGCCACCAUCCCCCACGUCCUCGGCCAACAAGCCGGCCAAUGCAGGCUGGAGAUCUUCGGCGUGCGCGCUGGUUUCUACAUGCGCGGCGCCGCCACCAUCUCGGUCUUUGACGGGAAGCGCGGCCAGGUCAUCUACAGUAAUAACGACGACGACAAGCUGGACGGCGACGAUGACAUUGCUGGUCGAAGAAGAACCAUGCUGGGCUCACUGGAUCACGAGAAUGGUGACUGUGACAGCCACCAUGGACGACAUUUCAGCGAGUGGAGGAUGUUCGCCCAACUGCGCUCCUUCUACAAUCGGGCUGGAGUUGGAUUUGGUGGCUGGUGGAACCGCCACAGCGAGACGAAGACCAUCGUCACCAGCAAGCGGGAGAACGGGUCGACGACGCUGGUCCAAUUCGACCAGGGGCAUGAUCUGGUGCUGACUGGACCCUACAGGGCCAUCUCUGCGUACGGGAGCGUCUCCGUUGAAAUCGACAGCUCCACCACGACAGACUCCUCCAACUCCUACAUUGAACUUGGCAUCUCCACUGCAGAGAUAGACUACGUCAGAAUCGACGUCUCCAAGAAAGAUACCCGCCGCAGCAGCGACGACGACGGCAGGACAACGACGACGCUGCUCUGGGAUUGCUACAACGAGGAAGGCGACGACGUAGCGUACGACACGGUGUUGACGCGGACCAUCAGCACCAGCCAUGGGCCCGUUGACGUGACCUACGCGGUGCUGAGCAACGCGGUCGAAGCCACCGUGCAGGUCAGGCUCAUCCUGCUCGCCGGCCAAGGCGACGGCAUCAUCCUCGUCCAUGGCAGGAUCACCGCUGGCUACCAAGAUCUCCGUGCCCGGAGCGUGCUCUUCUGCCAGGACGCGGAGGAGAAAGUGGCUGUCGUCACCGGCGGCGACGGCUCCCACGUCGUCCCCCUGUCGCGGUCCGUCGUUGCGGUGCCACUCACCUCGCUGCUCCUCAUAGAGGCCGCCCUGCACACCUCGGUCGCUUCUUCUAACCACACGGCGAAGGCCGAGGGUCAUCCCCUCCCUGAACCCAUCGUUGCUCGUUUCCGCCCCGAACCCGCCGGACAGGAUGAGGUGCAGCGGUUCGGCAUCGACGGCGGCCACGUCGAAAUCAAGGUCAUCUGGGCUUUGGACUUCUGACCCUAACGGAUCAAUUUACUUCUCUACAUGUAUUUCUAUACGCCAAUUGGUUAAUUAGCAGGGGGUAUUCCAGAAUAUAGCCAUUUAUUUGAUUGCACUGGUGGACUGCUCCCUCCAUUUGAAAAUAUAUGUACGUUCUCAGUUAAAUUAAUCGUCUCCAAACUUAACAAAGUUUGAA
Molecule: messenger RNA, 2445 nt
Organism: Zea mays
Lineage: Eukaryota; Viridiplantae; Streptophyta; Magnoliopsida; Poales; Poaceae
Exons: 2
Coding region: 186-2267 (693 amino acids)
Biological process (GO): negative regulation of translation
Molecular function (GO): rRNA N-glycosylase activity
Source: RefSeq, a predicted model, not a curated record